Messenger RNA from Ipomoea nil (Japanese morning glory), 1491 nucleotides. RefSeq lists its product as uncharacterized. Lineage: Eukaryota; Viridiplantae; Streptophyta; Magnoliopsida; Solanales; Convolvulaceae. The transcript has a single exon. Gene Ontology annotation, molecular function: RNA-DNA hybrid ribonuclease activity; nucleic acid binding. The record is from RefSeq and is a predicted model, not a curated record. Bases 1 to 1491 code for a protein of 496 amino acids.
AUGGGUUUUAAACGAUUACAUGAGUUUAAUAUUGCACUGUUAGCCAAGCAGGGGUGGCGGCUUUUAACCAGUCUGGAGUCCCUUGUGGCUCGUGUAUUUAAGGCCAGGUACUAUUCUACUUCCUCGUUUUAUGAAGCCACAAUUGGGGGUAACCCGAGUUAUGCGUGGAGGAGUAUUUUAGCAGGUCAGGCUUUGCUAAAGGCGGGUUGCAGGCGCAGGAUUGGUAAUGGUAGGUCCACCAGAGUUGUUAAUCAUCCGUGGCUGCCUGAUGUUGUUGAUCCCUAUGUAGUCUCAAACCAUCCAGGUUUGGGGCAGGAGCUUCUGGUUUCGGACCUGAUUGAUAGUACCACCAAUGGGUGGAAUAAUAACCUGCUGGAUGAGUUGUUUGCCCCACGAGAUGUUUUGUUGAUUAAGCAGCUUCCUGUGAAUUUGAAUUGUGAUGAUGUCUGGUUUUGGGACAGGGAUCUGAGGGGUUGCUACUCGGUUAAAGAUGGCUACAGGAGGAUGGGAGAGGUCAACGGCCCGUGUUUGCCUGCAUGGAAUAAUUUAUGGAGUUUACAGGUCCCCCCUAGAUGGAGGAUAUUUAUGUGGAGAGCUUUGUCUAACAUUCUGCCCACUCUUGAUAAUUUGCUUAAUAGAAGAGUAGAGUUGAUUAAUAUAUGCCCAGCGUGUGGUGUGGGGGAGGAGAACAUCAUGCAUGCUUUAUGUACUUGCCCUUUUGCUUCACAAGUGUGGAAUUUGUCACAUCUGCUAAUACCUUCUUUUGAUAACAGGAAUUUCGGCCAAUGGACUGAUCUUUGGCUUGGUAGCACAAGUACUUAUAGUGCUGAGGCACGAGGAAGGAUUUGUGACUUGUUAUAUGACAUUUGGGCUGCAAGGAAUGAGGUAGUUUGGAAUGGUUGUUUGCCUAUGCCGUGUAUGGUGGUCAGGAGGUUCACAGUGAAGUGGAUUUCUUGGACUACUGUGGAACACCAAAGGGGAAUCACGCGCAGAGCCCAUGAUGGUCCCAGUUCGGCUGCUUUGUUGGAUGAUGGUGUGGUCUGUCAUGUUGAUGCAGGCUUCAAUGGGCCGACACAGGUGCCGGCAUACGGUUUUGUAGUGCAUGAGUUGGAUGGAACUUUUGUGGCGGCAAGAAAUGGCCCUCUUAAUUGCCCAUAUGACCCCCUCUUGGCGGAAGCAAUGGCUAUGUGUGAGGCGUUAUCAUGGCUCAGGGAGAAUGGAUACUCGAGGAUCUCAGUGUGCUCCAAUAGUCUUGUCUUAGUUUCUAGUCUUAAGCAUGCAAGUUCAUUUCGUACUUAUUUUGCUUAUUAUUUGUUAGCUUGCAAUCGUUUGUUAUCUUCUAUGGCUAGAUCAGUUGUUAUUCAUGUUCGUAGGGAUGUUUUACAGGAUGCCCAUGUUAUGGCUAAGCAUGUAACUACCUCUCUGGUGCGAACUAUCUGGAGGGAUUUACCCCCUUCUUUUCUUGAGCCUAGAAUGGCUAAUGCAGUAUAA